GCACCCGAGGCACCCCUGGGCUGCCCCUCCCCCAAGAUUUAGUCAGGCUUGUAUAAUACAAGUCAUGAACAGGUUAUGGGCCGUGAGUUUUUGUUUACUGCCCAUGACCUAUCCAUGACUUUUACUAAAAAUACCCGUGACUAAAAUCUAGUCUUAUUUAUUGUCUGUACUCUGGCAGUUGUCCCCAAUGCGCUAGGCAUGUCUACACAAGGAGAAAGACACAUCCUUUGACCUGAACAACAGAAUGUAUAGAAAUCCUAAAGUUUACAAAAUGAAUCAAAUAUUUAUAAUUUAAAUCAGAUUUUUAUUUAUUUGCUAGUUCUUUACUGUCUUCUCAUUUGAUAGUUUUAAAUGGCUGAAGUGGACAUUUUGUGCUUUUGUCUUCAAUUAGAAUUUCCUAAUUGUUUGUAGCAUUUCAGAUUUUACAUGGAAUUUUUUUCUACUAAGAAAUUUCACACUUAAAAAAAUACACACUUAAAAAAAGUGACGCCCUAGGGCUUUUUUAACGUCUUUUGUAUCUGAAACACAAAAUUGAUAAGCAAAUGGCCUGUGGUAUUUUUGCAAGCACCACCUUCUGAUCCCUCGAAUAUCCACAAGUCAAAAAAAACGAAAGGCUUUGACUAGACCAUAUUCUUCCUUCAGGGUUUGCAACUGAUGGCCAUUUCCUGAAUAAAGUGUUUCAAGAGGAGAAAACCAUGUGUUUUCAUAACCUGUCUGGAGAGCACAUGUAUCCUGAGUACAGAUGGGAGGUGUGACAUUCAUAGCAAACCUAUUGUAUAUGGGACAGCAACUACUGAGGGAGGGACUUUUUGUGUGUGACAAGCUAGACAUCUCCAGUUACUUCUGUUCUUCCAAACAUCUGACCACAAUUGCUAGUGAUACAAUCAAAAUAUGUGAGAGAACACUGAGUGCCAGGCCACUGAUUUUGUGAUACACAAUGCAGCCAAUGAGGCUAAGAGGAGAAGGGGAGCCUUGCAAGAAAAAGAUGACCUUGGUGAGUAAAGUCUGGCUGUUCUGCACAUACUGUGCAAUUCCUGCUAGAAGACUUGGAAGGAAAGACUGGCAAGGACCAUAGUAUUGAAGGCCAGUCUGAUCCUGCGAUGUGAUGCGUGAGUCUGGAUCCCUGUACCAGUGUGGAGCUCCAUUGACUUCUGUAGGGCUCAGGGGGUUAGCCAUGUGGGUUCAGUUGCAGGAGCAGGGGCUGUGUGAUGAGUUCUUGCCCAAUAACCACUUUGCAAAGACAAGCAUAGAGAUCGCCGUGUAUUUGUGAUGCCUCGAGAAGAAAAGUGGAAUCUGCAUUUGCAGAUUGCCUAGAAGCUCGUUUCAGAAUGGCCCAAAUUAAUGAAAAUCUGUGAAGAGCAGAGACAUGAUAUAGACUCUGUUUCCCAGAAAGUAACAAAUAUUGGCCUGAAGAGGUUUGCUGAGAAAUUGCUCCAGAUAUUGAAGGCAGCAUUGUUGGGACUUGAUUCUGAACAGAUUCAACAAAUUCAGCCAUAGCUGAUGAAGUGUGAAAGAAGACAGAAAAAUAUCUUGUGCUGAACUGCAAUGAGAUAACUGCAGAAUGCAUAUUCGGAAAGCAUUAUGACUUGUAAAGCAUGAAAGCACAGGUUUAACACCAUAUCACUUUCCAGCUUAUGAAAUAUUCCCGUGUGUGCCAGCUUCCACUCACAAUUUAGGAAUCAACACUUGCUCUUGAAUACGUAGAAGAGGCUUAUGCUGGUAGUUGAGUUCCAGCUACAGUAAUUCAACCGCAGGCCAAAUCUACAUUUCAGAAAGUCAUGUUCUCCAAUGAAGUACUGAAAAAUGUAACAGCCGCUCACUGGGGGAGGUCUCAAGUAAAUACUCUGGGAGGAACAAGGCUGGAUCAUGAAAGCAGCAUCACAGCUGUUAAUUGCUACAGCUUCUUUUGUUGGUGCUGAAUGAGUAUUUUCAUCACUCGGGCUGGUGUGCUCCAGGAUUACAAACCUCAGGGAACAGCCUCGCAAUGUUGCUGGGUUUCGGGGAACAGUCCGCUAUGCUUCCGUGAAUGCACACAAAAACCGAGAGAUGGGUCGACAUGAUGACCUGUGGUCCCUCUUUUACAUGUUAGUGGAGUUUGCCGUGGGUCAGCUGCCAUGGCGCAAGAUCAAAGAUAAGGAGCAAGUUGGCAUGAUCAAAGAGAAGUAUGAACAUCGAAUGCUGCUAAAACACAUGCCAUCUGAAUUCCACCUCUUCCUGGAUCACAUUGCGAACCUGGACUACUUCACCAAGCCCGAUUAUCAGCUGAUCAUGUCGGUGUUUGAGAACAGCAUGAAGGAACGAGGCAUUACUGAGAACGAGGCCUUCGACUGGGAAAAAGCUGGAACGGACAUUUUAUUGUCUACAAGCACCUCCACACCACCACAGCAGAACACCAGGCAGACAGCAGCCAUGUUUGGGGUGGUUAACGUCACUCCAGUUCCUGGGGAUUUGCUGCGUGAGAACACUGAAGAUGUCCUGCAGGGUGAACACUUGAGCGACCAAGAGAAUGCUCCUCCGAUCCUGCCAGGCCGGCCAGUGGAAGGGCUGGGCCAGCCUCCUAACAUUGCCUUCAACGAGACCGAGGUUUGGGAAGAGACAGAUGUGAACCGCAACAAACUCAGGAUCAGCAUCAGCAAAACCCAGUGCAUGGUGGAAGAGGAACAAAGAAGUGGUGUCUGCCCUAGCUCCCCUAUACGGGCGCCUCCAGACUCCCCUACCACUCAAGUGCGCUCUCUGAGAUACCGUCGUGUGAACAGCCCUGAGUCGGAGCGCCUUUCCACUGCCGAUGGCAAAGCAGAUCUCCACGAGAGAAGAUCUCGUGUAGAUUUACCUUGUUCCCCUUCCCGGCUGGUGUGUUCCUCCCAACCAGCACAGAUGCUGUCCAUCGACACUGGCCAAGUAGACCGUCAGGCGAGCGGCAGGAUGGAUGUGUCUGCUUCUGUGGAGCACGAGGCCCUCAGCAAUGCUUUCCGCUCCGUGCCGCUGGCGGAGGAGGAGGACUUUGAUAGCAAGGAGUGGGUUAUCAUUGAUAAAGAGACGGAGCUGAAGGACUUUCAUCCAGGUGCUGAGCCAAGCACUUCUGGAACUACAGACGAAGAGCCCGAGGAGCUUAGGCCGAUUGAUGAGGGCGAGGAGAGGAGGCGAUUGGGAGCAGAAGCUGCAGUCCGGCCAAAGAUCCACGAUGGGAGAACAUGGGGGAUGCAGCCUGUGACUGAGGAGGACAGUUCACACAGGCAUGAAGGACACUGUCAAACGGUAUCUGACAGCAAACCUGAACAGCAGCCAGGAAGCCCGGCCCAGUCACCGUUACACUCAGCACCAGCUCUCCGACAGCGCAGACGGGAAUCCGAACCAAUCGGUCCUCAGAGACAGGUGUUUACACUGAACCCUUUUGAAAUGAAUGGUCUGCCCAAGGCGGUGCCUUUAAAUUUGCCUUAUCAAGACUUUAAAAGGGAUGUGUCAGACUCUAGGGAAAAGCCUAGGAUCCUCCAGCGGAUAAAGAAGGUCGACUUCUCAAACAUUGUCUUGACCGCUCCUUGCAAACCACCGGAGCCCCAUCUGGAACUGAAUGGGGAGUGUGAGGAGGAAGAGGAGGAGGAGGAGGAGGAGGAAGAAGAGGAAGAAGAGGAGGAGGAAGAAGAUGAGGAAGCUGGUUAUUUGGGAGAAGAGAUUGACAUGCACAGUAGCUCCAGCAGCGAUGUGAGCCAGAAAAGCACAGAGCGCAGUCAGGAAGGGGCGCCAUCCACUCUGCUGGCCGAUGAUCAGAAAGAGUCCAAGGGCCGAGCUUCCAUGGCCGAUGGCGAUUUAGAACUGGAGGAAGGCUCCAAAACACUGGUGUUGUUUUCACCGGGUGACAUGAAGAAGUCUCCACUCACCACAGACUUGGCGCCAGAUGUCGAUCUGGGGACACUUGCUGCUUUAACGCCUCAGAGCGAGAGGCCGCAGCCCCUGGGCAGCCAGCUGGAUGUGUCGGAGCCUGGGACCCUGUCCUCCGUCCUUAAGUCAGAACCAAAGCCUCCAGCAGCAGUUUCCACGACGUCCUCCCCCUUUACCAAAGUCGAGCGCACGUUUGUUCAUAUUGCUGAGAAGACCCAUCUGAACGUCAUGUCUUCCGGCGGCCAGCUGGUGAGACAUGAGGAGUACUGCCCUCCGGGCCAACUGGAGGAGAUCAUUCUUGAGGAGGAGCUGGAGGAGAACCUGGGGUUGGCAGAAAAUGGGAGUGCGAAUUCUGGUUUAGAAGGGGGAGAGAUGGAAAGCUGCAUGCUCUCGGUCAAUCACAUCGAAACCUCCUCGGAGACGGCGGGGGAGCCGCCGACACUUCCCAACGGUGUGGCCCAGUCCCCGGAGGAGAGGCUGGAGCUUAAAGGCAAAGCCGCGCUGGCAAUGGAUUUGGAAGAAACUGACCGGCUGGUUUCAGGAGAGCCUAGCUUAGAAAAAACCAUUCUGGCGACCGAACGCCUUACGCAAGCCGAGGCUCUCCUGGGAACGGCGAAGCAGGGCCCUAGGAAACCUCUGAGUGCCAGAUACAGAAGCCGGAUUCCCAUCUUGUUCUCCGAGGAGGACACCGGCUCAGACCAGUCGGCCUCGCUCUCGGCCAAAGAGAGGCUUCACAAGAGGGCCAAGCAGCCCGACUUGGUUCGCCUAGUGAUGGAGAGAAGGCAAAGCCGCCUCCUCAGACUGGCCUCUGGGGCCUCCUCCUCAGCCUCCUCCAGCGACGAGCGGAGACGUGCCUCAGAGACCCUCUCGGCCACCGGCUCAGAGGAGGACACCCAUGACUCAGACGACUCUGUCCCAAGGAGGACGGGGGAGGGGAAGGCGUCCCACCCAGGAAGAGAAGGGAAAACUUUAAGCACAAAGAGCAAAAUCCCUCGGCCCAUUGUGCCUGCGAGGACGUCGCCAGCAGCAGUGAAGUUCGGGAGCCCAGCAGCACCAGGCAGCUCGCCGCUUGAUGCAGCUCUCACCGCCAGGCUUCAGAGGACAGCUGGGACUGCGCCCAGUGACUCCCCACUGAAACAGAUCCAGAGCCGGCUCCCUUCCUCCCCGAGUCCGGCUCCUCCUCCUCCCCCGUGGAGCUCUGCUCCCCCCUGGAGCCCCAGCCUGCCCCCACGCAACCUCAGUGCUUCCCCCAGACGGGAGAGUCCUUCGCCCUCCCGGCAGCAUAGGCCAGGGUCUGCCCUGCAACGAGUUCAACCGUCUCCCCGCCCUCAACCCCGCGUCCUGGCACGGGGGCUGCUGGGAGAUCCCCCAGCCUCCCCAGGCCUGGCCAGAAAAGGACAAAGAGGGAAAACCCAGACUCAGAGCCCAGCAACCAAAGGAAGGCAAGUGGCCGCGGAAGGCAAGGCUACGGCCAGAUAAUGAUCUUCUGCCGCCCACCCGUCAGGCUGGCUAACUCCGGCGUCUAGUGUAGACCGAGCUGCCGCCGCCCAGCCCUCCACGCCGGACCCACGAGCGGCUAGCAGCACGUCAGCGCUUCCCUCCCUCCCACGCCCACGCCGUCCGGAGCCAGCUGCCCCAGGGCGGAGCGCCUCUGCCCCGCCGAGGGCUCGGCCGCAGCGCACGCUUGCUAUUGCAAACCACCAAGCAGAGCCUCAGGCAGCCUGCCUAGGGCCUGCCCCCCCGGCCCCCGCCCGCGCCCCUUCUCCUGCUCCGUGAGCAACACCAGAGGCUCCAGUCCAGCGCGCUGACACGGGCGCUGCAGAGCGCAGCAGCCGAAGUCGGGGGAGAGGUGAUGACCGUGGGUGCUGCGCCCACUGGGAGGAGAGGGCUCUGGGGUUGUAGGGAGCUGUCCCCCCCUCUCCCCCCCACCCCCGCGCCUCGCCUGCUGUACUCGCACUGACAGUGGUUACAACCCAGCGAGCCGGGGAGCAGCCCCUUGCAGUGCUCAGCCACCUCCAUCGUGGCUAGCGAACUGUGCCCCAGGGAGACUAUCGGUCCCAGCGCACAGCAGUGCAGCCGAGGGGUGGGGGGGCGGGGCCUUUCCUACGGUUGCCAGCCGCAGCUCCACACUAAAGAGGUGGGUGUCACUGAAUGCCUUUCGUGUGGGUGCCCUUGCACCGAAACGCCUUGCGCUUUGCUGUCACGGUGCCAGGUGGCGGUGGGGGGGGCUGCACAGUGGCGUUUACGCUGUGGGGUGGGGGGGGAGGGAGAGACUGUUGUAUACAACAGACAGGCACUGCUGCUCUGCAGCCAGCGACGGGCUGGCCUCUUACUGCUACAGUAGCGUAUAACUAGCUGAUUUGGGCAGGUGGGGUUUCCGGCUUCCUCCUCCUGCACUCUCAGCUCAUUGACGCGCUGCGGGAGCACAAACCAGGUGAAUGUAGGGGCAGGGUCAGAUUAAGGCCCCAGCUCCGGAUGGCAUGUGAUCCCUGCCAACCCCCAGCUCCCUUUAAAACCCUUUUAGCCUUCAUGGCUGGGAAGCAACGCUUGAAAAACAUGAGCCACGUGUGACUGAUGCUGCAAUGUCUGCCUGAGUCUGCAGAGAGCCUGAGACAAUCGCUCUGAGAGGGACAAAAUGCUCUAUGCAUCUCAAUGUGGGCAACGACAGGCCCCACUGCUCUGGGGAGCUGAGAGUGGCAGAAGAAUACAACACACACUGCCCACCCAGGCCUGCAGAUGCACCUGGCUGCCCACAUAAGUACUUGCAGAUGACACAAAGAUUGGUGGGGUGAUAAAGAACGAUAAGGACAGGGCUGGCCUACAGCGCGCUCUGCGAGAAUAGGCAUUAAAAACAGCCACAUGCAAGGUCAUUUGCCUGCCAACCAAGAACGUAGCUCACACGGGGGGCGGUGGGGGGGGUCAUGUAGGGUUAAGCAGGGGAAUAGCAAGUAGCCACAGGGGUACAGCAGUAGCAGGGUUGCCAACGCUUGCACUUUGUGCGUCUCUCCCACUAGUCACUCUUUCCCUUGAAGCCUCCAUUGCUGGCGUCGUGCAAAUCCUACCAGCCAGAUUAUUUUUUAAGACGCUCUCAAGCCUGCCUGGUUUCAGACACUUUAACCCAACUGCUGCCUCCAGCACAGGACCAGCAGCCGCAGGGAAAGCCCCACACUGAAAUAUUUUUUUUUUUUGGUCAUAAAUUGUAACCAAUCCCUUGGGGGGGGGGGCGCUCCUGCUUUUAGGCUUUGUGACACAACAUCAGUGAGCCCAUAACUGGCCACUUGGGGGGGUGGGGCCCACGGCCAGGAGAUGUUACACAUUGGAAAGGGGUCUGACAGGCGCCACAAGCAUGUUUACAUGGCUGGAAAACCCUCCUGCCAGCAGCAGGCUGGCACCUCGCUCCUGCCAUAAACCCUGGCUGCCCAGGAGCACCUACUGCCUCCGGGCUGGGAGAGCCACUCCGGGCCUAGGCAGGGGACCAGAAGCUGGGACGUGGGAGGCUGUGCGGGGAGGGGAAAAGCUCUGGCGAGCGGCAGAGACGGCACCAAGGCUAGGCGAGCCGAGGCAGCGCGAGGGCAGAAGGGCCUUAUGCCCCCAGAGCCGGAGCUGAUGUCUCCAGCUGGGAGGGCGCGUUUGGCUGGCUGCUUUGCAGGGCCAAGGGCAAAGGCGUUUCUACCGCAGUCACAGCGUGGGUCGGUGGCACAGCAGAGAGCCAGCUGCAGCCUGGCGCGGGGAAGCCCCAGCUCUUCAUCAAGCCUGUGACCUAACAAAGGUCAGCAAACAGGCCUGCUGCAGGUAGUGGGGCUCCUACUGCUUGCCCCACGCUUGCCCCAGCAAAAGGGGGGCGGGGGUGAAGGGUCUUACUCAUGCAGCAUUGCCUGGUGACGUGCGCGUGAACGGCGAAAAGCCUACUUGUGUACCCAUGCGUGUGAGCGGCCCUGGGGCAGCGAGGGAGUGGUACUGUGGGCGACGGGCAGCAGCAGCCGGGCAUUUUAAGGGUCAGGCGCUUGGUACCAGCCUCCCCAACCGGGGCCUGAAGCCUGGUGGCUGCAGCUCUGCGGGUCAGGGCAAAGCUGGUGGUGGUUGGGGGCAGGAGUAUUUUGAUCGCACAUCCCCAGAGCAGGCAGUGUGCGACUAUGACUCCUCCAUAAACGGGGGCAAACUAGCUGCCUCAUGGGCUGUGACACCUCACAUGGACACCAAGGGCAGCUGGCCGGGGCCCUGAGCCUGCUUCCUUCUCCCACUGCUUUCUACCCCUUGUAGCUUAUCAAGAACAUGCCAUGCCCCUGGCACCAGGCUGGGCACACCCACCCACGUAGGCAGCCUUGUCUACACACAUACUUGCACUGAUUUAGUUAAUCUGGUGCAGUCAAACCAGUGCACACCCUGGCAUGGAUACCCUUGGUUUCAGACCAGCUUACCAUGGAGUAACAUAAACCUGUUCCCAAGCAACUUUAGCUAAACUGCAAUCAGCCCCUUUUACGCUGGGUGGUCCCCCUAGGGGCUUGCACUGUUUUAACUAAAUGGGGUUACAGUUACAGUGACACCUUUAGCCCAGUGCAGCGUCUCGAUGGAGACACACCCCGGCGGGCGCAAACACAACCCAGAGCAAAGGCAGGUUUGAACCACGAGCUGAGCGUCUGCACCCCCUCCCUGACUCCCACCUUUGCGAGCAGGCUGAGUGUCUUCCCCUGCAGAGGAGCAACCAGCCAAAAGCUACAGGCCUGCCUGCAAUACAGCCAGAGCUGGGCCCUCUCUGCAGGCCUUUCCCUGGUUGGGACCUAGCCUCAAUACACCCCUCGCUGGCCAGCCGCGGCUAGCGCUGCCCCAGUGCAAGCCCCUUGGGGAGGGGGAGCAGCGGAAGCGGCUGCUUGUACUGGUGAAGCCCAGCCUGCAUGGCCGUGGGGCUUGCUCUGCUACAGGCUGACCCCAGGACACUAGCUGGCCUGGGGUCAUUGCCCCCGGGGCACGAGGAACCCCACAGCCCGCGCUGCGCUCCCUAGUGCCCACAGCUGGCGAGCGUUGUAGGGGCUAGCUGUGUACACACAGCACUAGCUGGAUGCUGCUUUUCAUCUGCACCGGGUCACACCCUCCACCAGUGCGAAGCUGCUAAAAUGGGGGUAGUUCCCCCCGCCCCUCCAGAGACGGUCUCUGCAGCAGCGUGGGGGCCGGCAGGGCUCCCUUGUGUGUGGCUGGAAGCCUGCCUUGGAGCCCCCACGGCGUGUGCUCUAUUCCCUGCAUCUUUCCCGACCUGCUUUCCUCCUGGAGGGGGCUGCCCAUUCAGUCCCUCUUGCCUGCUGUGGGGUUUAAGGGAGGUCAGACCCCGCAGACCUUUAGUCCCUCUCUAGCCAGCCCCUGGGGCCAGCACUGCCUUAGGCAGGGUGGGGGGUGCUUGCAGAAAAAACAAGGAUUUUUCCUCCCUUUUGUUCACACAGCUGUAAAUAAAACAGUCACAUGCUGUACAUUUAACGCACCCUCAGCCCACGGUGCAGAGCCAGGAGAGAGGCUGCUGCUGCUGAAGUCAUGGCUCGAUUCUGCCCUUUCCCACGAGGAAUGAAGGUUAAGCGCUGCCCCCCGAGCUGCGAGCUCAGCACCUGCACCAGCGGGGCCACGAGGGGGGUAGCUGCAGGGGGACAGCGCGGUGCUCGCUGGCAGAUAUGGGGGUCUUGCCCCACAGGUUGUGCUGCCACUUACACCAUGCAAAAUGAAACCCUCUCCUCCCCGUUACACCCCCUUUCCACUGGAGUGCGCGGCUGCAGGAAGAGGCAGGCAGCAGCCCGGCAGGCCCUGUCUUCCUAUAGUGCAGGCAGGGCGCAUACACGGGGCUCAGGGGGACUGUGAGGCAAAGCCAGGGAAACAGUAUCUUUGGAAACAGGCAUCACUCCCCCAGUGCCGUAUUACGUGCCCUGGGCCGGUCCGUGCCGAAAUGCUGGCAGCUUUGCAGAGCGCUGUCUGAAGCGAUGGCACGUGGCUCUUAACGGUGGACGCUACACCUGGAGCAGCUCUGUUCAUUUCCUUCUUCUCUGACUCAGCCAAGCAAAGUGUUCUGCCCUGGAGCCAGGACGCUGCUGCCCGGUCCUGUCUGCCUGGCCCUGCUCCCGGGGCCCCCGGCGCCCCCCUCCAUCAGUUCUACGCAUUCUUUAGGAAAGCCGCUCUAGAAUGUUUACACAUUGCAAUAGAAUGUACAACUACCACCAGGGACGGCGACGCUGGUCUAGCUGCAUGGCAAACGUCUCAGCCAUCACGCCUGGCAUGCGUCACAGAGACCCUGGCUGUGUACAAAUCCACCUGCCACCCGCCAGAUCAUGGCCUGGACCAUCUGAUGAUGCAUCAGACGCAGCUGUCAUUAUUAGAUUUGUUCUGAAAAGGGGAUUGUCAAUCAUGCCAUUAAAAGCCUGCCUAUCUUUUCA
Molecule: messenger RNA, 10283 nt
Organism: Chelonia mydas (Green sea turtle)
Lineage: Eukaryota; Metazoa; Chordata; Testudines; Cheloniidae
Gene: TTBK1
Product: tau tubulin kinase 1
Exons: 10
Coding region: 2047-5355 (1102 amino acids)
Biological process (GO): peptidyl-tyrosine phosphorylation; peptidyl-serine phosphorylation; signal transduction
Cellular component (GO): cytoplasm; nucleus
Molecular function (GO): protein serine/threonine kinase activity; ATP binding
Source: RefSeq, a predicted model, not a curated record